AUGCUGUCGGGAUCAAGUUUCAAGAUCUUCUUUCUCAAUUACUACAAAUGGACUGGGUUCUUGCGUAGGUGUAGAAUACCGUAAACAUCAUUUUUUAGCUAUUCGCAACAUUGGCGCGGCCAGAUCAUUUCUUGGCGCUGCCAUAUGGAUACUGAUAUUGGUCGCCACAACAUCCGCGUUUUUAUUUCAAUCAGCGGUUGUGAUUCGCGAGUAUUUGCGGUUCCCCAAGAACACAAUCACUGAGGUAAUAGUGGUCAUCUUGAGUCGUGUUAAAUUGCAGUUUCGCCAUGAACCCGCCCAGCCAUUUCCGGCCGUUUCGGUUUGCUCGUUGAACCCUUUCAAGUACAGUAAAGUCGCAGUGUCUGAUGACUUGAACUCUUUGGUAAGAGCGGGAAAAUUCGCAGCAAAGAAAGUCUUAUGUGUUUCUUGGGACUUAUGAAUCUUGACGUGUUCAGAAAAUGUGUCACGAUGACAGCCGUUUCUAACGUUCCAUUGGUUCAAAACUUUUGCAAUGCGAGGAUUUUCUAGGGUUUUUCCGCGGCGAGAAUCUCUGCAAUGACCGAGUUUCCUUGACGGGAACUAAAAAAUGCUUGCUAGCUAGUAUGUAAGAGAAUCUUAGCAGCUAAUUAAAGGAGAUCCUAGACCAGUUUUUUGCGCUCUUUCCAAUGGUAUAUGUUUCAAGAAGAAACCAGGAGACAAGGUUUUGCGGAGCCCUUGUUAGGAGUACACUAAUAUACAGUCGUUGUUUAUAAAGGUAUUUUAUACAGUUGUCAUCGGGACACAUUUUCUGGACACACAAAGCUUUAUAUAAGUCCUGAGGCUUAUAUGUCUGAUAAGUGAAGUCUUUUUUUUGGCAUUCAAAUCUUUGCCUUUUAUCAAAGGCCUUCCUUAUAAACGUUAUUUGCAGAUGAUGGCUUACUUAUACACUAAUGCGGAGAAAAAAGAAAAUCUGGCGCACAAUCAGGAAAGCACCAAUGACGACUCGAUUAUUCGACGAAAACGGCAAAGCACUUCAACCAAGACCUACCCCUUGAAAUGCGGGAAAACCAUGACAAUUGUGGAGGGAGAUAGCACUGACACCGUCACAUUAGGCAAGUUGCACAUUACUUUCCCGACAGCAAGAUAUAUGUGAAUCUAGGCAACACCACUGCCUCUAUUCCUCCUCGGAGAGACACGGCUUGGCGAACGAACGCGGUGGUGUUGUUGAACAACUGCAUCUUCAACUGGUUCUUUGAGCCCAAAAUCGACAUGUCGACUUGGACUAUCGUCGACUUGCUGCAAGAUAUUGCCGCGUGUGUGCCUUACAAAGAGUUUACAGCAAUGAAUUUUUCCGACCCUAACACGGUAGCGUAGUACACAUUCUAAAACUUGAUUCUUUUACAGUGACGGACUUUUUCCAAUGGCAAAAAAUCUAGCAUUUUGCAUCCGGGAAGUAUCAAAAAUGUGGCAAAAUGCCUCACUCUCCAACUAAAAAACUCCGCUUUGAAGGGCUUCCCUCACAAAAAGAGCGGCCACGCUUUUGAAAUCGGAGUUUUUCACUUGAGGAUGGAGGUAUUUUGUCACGUUUUAUGAUACUUCCCGGAUGCAAAAUGGUACGUUUUUUGCUCCUGGAUCCACUGUAAAAGAAUCGGUUUUUAGAAUGUGGUGGCCAACUUCAUCUACAUCAAAGCGACCACCUGGGGAAAAGUGCAAAACUAUGACUACAGGACCGCCGUGGACUCGAAAGCGGAGGGAGAGCAGGACCAUAUGGUGUAUUCUGUUAUGAAUACCACUGCUCCAUACUCGUACAGUGGCCUUAUUGAAGGUAAGAUCGGGCCAACAUUGGCAUAUGUACAGGGUCUUUUAAGAAACGUGAAGGAAAGUAGGAGGCCAUAACUUUCGGCGGAGACGUUGCAGAGGGCUCUUUUUUGAAAGAUGUAUUUUUAAGCGACAUUCUGUCAAAUUUAUGUCAAAUCUGUUUCUUUAUGUAUUUAUAUUACAGUGGCAGACUUGAUCCAGUGGCAAAAACGUACCAUUUUGCAUCAGCGAAGUAUCAAAAAAUGUGGCAAAAUGCCUCCCUCUCCAAGUCAAAAAACUGCGAUUUCAAGAGCGCUCUUUUUGUGAAGGAAAGGACGCGCCUUUCAAAACGGAGCUUUUUCACUUGUAAAGGGAGGCAUUUUGCCACAUUUUAAUGCUUCCCGGAUACAAAAGUGAACGUUUUUUGCCGUCAAUGCAGAUCUAAUUGUGAGAAAAAAUUAUUCUAAAUUUGUGUCAAGUUUCAUCAAAAUAUGAGCGGCCCACAUGAGGUACUUCUCUCGAAAAGUAAAAUGAACCUCCGUGCAACGAAACCCUUCCAAAACGAAUGAUUUUUUUUGGUCUUUGCGACUCGUUGUGCGAAGAUCUAACCCUUAUUUUUUCAGUAUGCGGGCUAGGCUCCAAGAAAUGGAAGUUCGAGGGUGUUUACACUGCCUACCUGUACAACGACUUUGCGACAAUGGCGAACCAAAGGUUUUGCAACAACACCAUCUCCCCGCAAUGCACCUUGGACUGCAACACGACAUAUGAUUUGUGUCAACAAAUGUGUCAGCUUCAGACAGUUGCAAGUUAUGCGGACGAAGUUCUACAUGCCGAAUCAGUGAAUAGGGAGGCGGUUUGUGAGGAGUUCAGCUCAACAAUGGAGCCUUCAACUGCGAAGUUUGAUACAACGAGUGAGAGCAGGAGCAGUGAUGGAGGGAGUGAAGUAAGUGAACACGGACAAAGUAAAGUUUCUGCAGAAGGAACUCCCAUUUAGCGGAACUUGUAUAAUAUGUAUAUCAGUCUGUCGGGAAAAUAAUGAGCGCCUUGUCGCUGCGCCUAUAGCGUCGCUGAAGUAAAAAGCAGUUUGAUUUUGCCAAAACACAGUUCAUUUUCUGAUACGAUUUUCAAUGCGACAGAGUGCUCAUUAUUUUCCCAACACACUCAGGUAAUAGCGGAAUUUGUCUAUAACAACCAAUUUGACAGGUGAUAAGAGUCUAUGCAAAAUGAGCCUUUGUUGGAGUACCCCUACAGUGGGGGACCUGAUCCAGUGGUAAAAAACGUACCAUUUUGCAUCCAGGAAGCAUCAAAAAAUGUGGCAAAACACCUCCUUCUCCAAGCGAAAAAACUCAGACUUCAAAAGUGCGCCCGCUCUCUUUGUGAGAAAAAAGGGCGCGCCCUUCAAAAUGAAGUUUUUUCACUUGAAGAGGGAAGCAUUUUGCUACAUUUUUUGAUGCUUCCCGGUUGCAAAGUGGUACGUUUUUUUCCACUGGAUCAGGUCCCCACUGUACUUUCCCUAGUCACCGAACAUAAGCUGAGCAUCAAGAAUGAAUGAAAUUAUUCCCGAAAAGACCCCCUUUUAUAUGAUGAACCUACGGCAACACAAAUGAAAAGGCAACUUGCAUAUAUAGGCACGGAAUAAUAUUGGGUGGCGGUUGAGGUCAAAUCGGUUUUUUCUAUAACCUUUUUACAACAAGCCUUUAUAAUAACGAACUUUUUGUUGGCCCUUGCGGUUUGGUUCUACCAAUUUUUGACUCUACUGAAUACCUUUUCAGACAUCUUCUGAAUAUCCCAGCACGGCGGUUGAAGCUAGUACAACGGUUGAGACAAGCGCAACAAGCAAAGAUUCCACGACAGAAGAUGUUACAACCACCGCGGAACUGGAAACGUCGACUCAACUUUCGACGCUUCAACAACUCGACACUUCAACGACAAUCGACGAAAAAACGACAUUCCAGACAGCAGAGGCACAAGUGGAGAGCACAACAGAUUCAAAUUCCCUUUCAACUACAGAUCUGGAAGGGUCAAGUCAAGCUUUGACCUCUGAAGAAGAUAGCGUCACUUCAACGGCAAUCUAUGAACAAACAACGCAAUCAAAGUAUGACAGUACUGUAACGAUGGAUCUUCUUUCUACAACCAAGUUUAUGGAGUCUACACUAGCUGAGGCAAGCUCCAGUAUCGGCGAUGAAAAGACAAUCAAAGAUCUUUCAUCUUCAACAGAACCUGCGACAAGUUCAGGCGAUUAUCUUACCGGACACACAAUGAGAACCUCAACGGACAAUGUUGAGGCAUCUACAGCAGCAGACGAGGCUCCGACAACAGAAAGAAAUGAACUGGUCACAGAAGAAACUAAAAAAAUUUCAUCAAUUGCAGUUAUUACCACAGAAGACGCAGCUAUGCAAAGUACGACGUCAAAGGUGACAAAAGAAGAACCUUCAAGCAAUCCUCAAAUCACAACGUUGCAGCAAAAUCCUAAUGAAUUAACAACUGCCACAGAAGGAGCAACAAAACCCAGUGCAAUGUCAUCUUCUUCGACAGUAUCAUUAACUUCUGAAAACCUCUCAAGUUCCAGCACCAAUAAAUCACCUUUAACAGCUAUAAGUCCAUCCACAACCGUUGGAGAUUCAGCGGAGACAACAGCAAUGAUAGGCACACAAUCUACUACUGCUACCACUAUGAUAACGGGAAUUACCACGGCUUGGAGUACUAUGGCGACAGGCCCGGCAAUUCUUACUACUUCAGCAAUUUCAACGGACGUUUUGUCGACAACGAUCAAUACUAUGACAACAACAGUUCCAACUACCACGAACAGCUUGAUAACAAGAGGCUUAGAGCUAACAACAACAAAGCCAACAUCAGCUACAACCAUGAUAACAAAGGCUGUUACAAUCAACACGACUUCAAUUAGCUUGCAGACAACGCUGCAAACGAAUAGAUCAAGUUCCAGCCUCUCGCUGAUGACAACUCUUAUGACCCUAAUUACCACGGCUACGACGAAUCCGCCUACGGUUGCGAAGAGUUCAAGCAGUUUUUCAACGACGAUUAUUACGUCUACAAUCCCUUCAAAAGACCAGAACAAUGUCUUUACAUUGACAUCAACAGAGUUUCCAUUGGAGUUCACAAAGACACCAGCAACCUCAACGACAGAUCACAGCGUUGUAGACUCUACGAAGGCAACCAGAGCCGUGACCGCAGACACUACUAG
Molecule: messenger RNA, 4978 nt
Organism: Bursaphelenchus xylophilus (pine wood nematode)
Lineage: Eukaryota; Metazoa; Nematoda; Chromadorea; Rhabditida; Aphelenchoididae
Source: the annotation of a GenBank genome assembly